Molecule: messenger RNA, 3261 nt
Organism: Diospyros lotus (date-plum)
Lineage: Eukaryota; Viridiplantae; Streptophyta; Magnoliopsida; Ericales; Ebenaceae
Product: protein RDM16
Exons: 6
Coding region: 87-2927 (946 amino acids)
Biological process (GO): mRNA splicing, via spliceosome
Cellular component (GO): U4/U6 x U5 tri-snRNP complex
Source: RefSeq, a predicted model, not a curated record
ACCAAAACCGAAUCGUUUCCAUCCUUCGUUUUAUUGUCCAGAAGCAUAAGGGAAGAGAGAGAGAGAGAGAGGAGUGAAACCCUAUAAUGGAUAGCAAAUCCGGCCAAAAAGCCAGAGCCGAACACGAGAGGGAUAGAGAUUCAACCGAUGAAUACAAAGAUUCGAGUAGAGAUCGAGAGCACAAGCACCGUAGCAGCAAACAGAAAUCCAAGAACGGCGCCGACGAGGAUCGCCGCCGCCACCAUCACCACCACGACUCUGGUGAGAAGCACCGGUCCAAGCACGAGAAGCACCGACACCGCGGAGGGGAUGACCAUCGCAAAUCGAGGGAGUACUCUGAGGACCGCGAGAGAUCGGUCGAGCCGAGGAGCCAGAGGGAAGGUAGCAGAGAAAGGGUUCACGGUCAUGGCGAGAAGCGCGAGAGAUCGCACGAGCCGAGGACUGACAGAGAGGGUAGCAGAGAGAGGUGUCGCGAUCAUCGCGACAAGCGCGAGAAGUCUAACGAGAGAGAAGGCAGCAGAGAUAGGUUUUUGAGAGAGGAUUCUGUGGAGAGGCGGCAUUAUAAGAGGAAAGAUAGAGGAGAGUGUGAGGAUCUGUUUGAAGGGAGUGAGAAGAGAGCUAGAUUUUCCAACGAGGUCAAGGAUGAGAGGAAGGAUAGGAAGGAAAGGAGGCAGUUGGAAGAUCGAGUUGUUGAGGACGGCGAUGAUAAGGAAUUGAACGGAGGAGAGAAAGGAGAGCGGAGAGAAAGGAGGAGAUUCGAGGAUGGAGUAAAGGAAAGUGAGGCAAACGAGGCUAAGGAGAGUCGUAGAGAAGAGAAGAGGGGGAGGAGGAAAUUUGAGGAUCGCGUGAAGAAGGAAGAGAUGGAUAUCGAUGAGGAAAGUAAACAGAGGGCUUUUGACGAAGGUCUUUUGGAGAAAGAACCCAAAGAUGAGCGAUAUGAUGACAAUAGUAAUGCCAAUGCAACAAAUGGGGAUGGUUCAACUGAUAAAGUUGAUGCUUUGGGUCUGGCAAAUGGGGCCUUUAAGACUCUACCUGAGACAUCAUUGGCCCCUAUCCUUUCCCCUCCUACCAAGGUAUCUUCAAUUUCUACCGCAAAUGAAAAUAAGGGAGUUAAUAUUACCGGAUCUCAUGAGGUUACUGAAAAAUCUAGUACAGAUGGGGCAGCUUCAGCUGGCAAAAGUGGAAAUCUUUCUCUUGAUGCUUUAGCAAAAGCCAAGAGAGCUUUACAAAUGCAAAAGGAGUUGGCAGAGAAGUUGAAGAAACUUCCAUUGUCAAAUAAAGGGGCUACCUUAGAUGGUACCCCACAAGUGGCAUCAAGGGAAGUUAUCAAGGCCCCAUCAUCUAGUUCUGGAUUACUUCCUACACCUGUGAGUACGUCUAUUUUCCCUGCUGCUCCUGCAGCUUCUAUCAAUCCUGCUGCAAGUGCCCUGGCUCAGCAAGCUGGCCUCACAGCUCCCAAUCUUGAAGCUGUAAAACGUGCACAAGAGCUUGCUGCCAAGAUGGGAUUUCGGCAAGAUCCACAGUUUGCUCCUCUUAUAAACAUGUUCCCAGGACAGUUGCCACCAGAGGUUACCUACCAACCCAAGCCUGCUAAGGCCCCUGUUCUUCGUUUGGAUGCACUAGGUAGAGAAAUAGAUGAGCAUGGAAAUGUGGUGAACACCACUAAAGUAACCAACCUGAGCACUCUGAAGGUGAACAUUAACAAACAAAAGAAAGACGCAUUCCAAAUUCUUAAACCUGAAUUGGAUGUGGAUCCAGAAACAAAUCCUCAUUUUGAUGCCAGAAUGGGUAUUAAUUCAAAAAAGCUCUUGAGACCUAAGAGGACUAAUUUUCAGUUUGUAGAGGAAGGUAAAUGGUCGAAAGAGGCAGAGAUCAUUAAACUGAAGAGUCAAUUUGGAGAAGCACAAGCCAAAGAGCUAAAGGCAAAGCAAGCGCAGCUGGCUAAGGCAAAGGCAGAACCUGAUAUAAAUCCAAACCUAAUAGAGGUAUCACAGAGAGUUAUCACGAAAGAAAAGCCAAAAGAACCAAUUCCUGAAAUUGAGUGGUGGGAUCAACCUCUUUUACAAUUGGCUGGUUAUGGUGAUAUCAUUGAUGGUAACGUAACUGAAGAUAAACUGAGGAUGGAGAAGAUCACUAUUUAUGUGGAGCAUCCACGUCCAAUUGAGCCCCCUGCUGAACCAGUUCCUCCGCCUCCUCAACCCCUGAAACUAACCAAGAAGGAGCAGAAGAAACUCCGUACACAACGGCGUCUGGCUAGGGAAAAGGAUAGGCAGGAGAUGAUUAGACAAGGCCUGAUAGAACCACCUAAACCAAAAGUUAAAAUGAGCAAUCUCAUGAAGGUUCUUGGCUCAGAAGCAACUCAAGAUCCCACAAGGCUUGAAAUGGAAAUCAAGAGUGCUGCUGCUGAGCGUGAGCAAGCGCACAUUGACCGGAAUAUUGCACGCAAACUGACUCCUGAUGAACGACGUGAGAAGAAAGAGAGGAAGCUUUUUGAUGAUCCAAACACAAUGGAGACUAUAGUUUCAGUAUACAAGAUCAAUGACCUUUCACAUCCACAGACUCGCUUCAAGGUUGAUGUUAAUGCACAGGAGAACCGGUUGGCUGGAUGUGCUGUUAUUUCAGAUGGUAUGAGCAUUGUGGUUGUUGAAGGUGGUAGCAAGUCUAUUAAGAGGUACGGAAAGCUUAUGCUUAGGCGUAUAGACUGGGCUUCUGCCGUGAAAAAUGAGGAGGAAGAUAGGGAUGAAGACGAGGACAAACCUGUGAACAAGUGUGUGUUGGUGUGGCAGGGGAGUGUUGCUAAACCCAGCUUCAAUAGGUUUUCUGUCCAUGAGUGCAGGACUGAAGCUGCUGCUCAUAAAGUCUUUUACGAUGCUGGGGUCGGUCACUAUUGGGAUCUGGCUGUUAACUUCUCAGAGGGUGAAAUGUAAUGGAGGGUGGUGCCUGCACUGGUGGAAGUAAAAUCUCAGAGCUGGCUGGCGGGCUGGAUUUGCUUCGCUUCUUCCCAUUUGCAUUUUGGUUACUGGUUCGUUCUUCUUCUUCUUCUUCUUCUAUUAUGUGGUAAGUGCAUGCUUUAAGAUGUAGUGUUACAUUUUACAAAAAUGAAAGUCCCAUAAAUGUUGCUGAGUUUCCUAGUGAGAGAGUCCUAAUUGAUGAUAUGAUUGUAUCUCGAGAUAGAUUUAUAUGUAUAAUGCCCAUUUUAUGGAACCUUUACAUCAGAAGACCGUAUCCGGAAUUUGCAUCAGUUUCUGCAAUAUUUUCAAC